AUGCAUCCCUUCAUCCUCUUCAUCUUCUUGUGCACUGUAAUUCACUCUGCAAAUCCACUCUCCUUCAACUUUUCCAGCUUUGAUAGUAACCCAGAAUGCUCAGGUGAUCAGAAAACACACUGCAUAGAUUACCAAGGAGAUGCAUUCUUCAACAAAGCCAUACAACUCACCAAGAACCAGCUCGGAACUCUGAUCACUGACAGCUCCGGUCGAGCAAUCUUCGCCGAACCUCUGGUCUUAUGGGACAAAGACUCUGGCGAGGUUGCUGACUUCACAACUCACUUCACCUUCGUCAUAAAUGAACUCAAUUCUUCUGAUUACGGUGACGGUCUCGCCUUUUUCCUCACCCCUUACUCCUCCACCAUCCCUGAGAACUCCUCCGGUGGUGCUCUCGGGCUUUUUGAAGACUCCAAAAAUUACUAA
Dioscorea cayenensis subsp. rotundata (Guinea yam) is the source of this 423-nucleotide messenger RNA. Its product is annotated as seed lectin-like. Gene Ontology annotation, molecular function: carbohydrate binding. Lineage: Eukaryota; Viridiplantae; Streptophyta; Magnoliopsida; Dioscoreales; Dioscoreaceae. The record is from RefSeq and is a predicted model, not a curated record. The transcript has 2 exons. The coding region runs from base 1 to 423 and encodes 140 amino acids.